Molecule: messenger RNA, 1542 nt
Organism: Paramecium tetraurelia
Lineage: Eukaryota; Ciliophora; Oligohymenophorea; Peniculida; Parameciidae
Exons: 6
Biological process (GO): mitotic DNA damage checkpoint signaling; protein phosphorylation
Cellular component (GO): cytoplasm; nucleus
Molecular function (GO): protein serine/threonine kinase activity; ATP binding
Source: RefSeq, a predicted model, not a curated record
AUGCAUUAAAAACUGUGGAUUCCAAUUCCGAAUGAAUUUAAGCCAAAAUAAGAACAUCUCAUCAUUUAAGGAGAAUUUACAAAACAUAAUGGCAAAACUAGAUUACUCUAUGGAUAUGAUCAUUAUGUAGUUUGUGUUAAGAAGGAUUAAUUGCCAAAAAAAUGCCUUAAGUUAGAGUUUGAAACUAAAUUUGAGAUUCUAAGAUAACCAGUUUAGAAAAAAGAUGAGGAUGAUGAUUCACUUGGACCAAUAAUAGGAAUUCAAUUCAUAAAAGAUAAUGGAGAUAUCAAUUCUGUCUAUAAAUUAAAUGCCACUGCUAAAUUAAUACUUGAAUGGAGAUCAUAUUUGAGUUCAAGAAUCAAUUAGUGGCAAUUUCAUAACAUGUUUCGAGUAUACAAAAAAAUCGGAAAAGGAAAUUUUGCUUCAGUCUAUAUGGCGGAAAGAAUAGAGGACGGUGAAGAAAUGGCAAUCAAAGCCUUUGCAAAGUAGGCAGCGUAUGCGGAAGAAAACGGAAAAGAAGCAAUUUUAAAUGAAUUAGCAAUUAUGAGAAAAUUGCGUAACAAACAUCUGAUGAGAUUGUUUGAAACCUUAGAAUUGUUAGAAGGAGGCUCCUUGUAUGAUUUAAUCAAAGAUAAAGUGCCUAUCAAUGCAAAAUAAAUACAAUAAAUAAUGGUAGGAAUAUUAAUUGGCCUGUAAGAAAUGCAUAAGAAUGAAAUAAUGCAUAGAGACUUAAAGCUAGAAAACAUACUAUUCAAAACCCAGAAGAAAAUGGAAUCAGUAGUAAUAGCUGAUUUUGGUUUGGCUACCCAUGUAAACGAACCAGUUUAUCUAUACACUAGAUGUGGUACUCCUGGUUAUGUGGCACCUGAAGUCAUUAAUUUAAAGGAUAUGAAAGCUAAAUACUCCUCUAUUUGCGAUAUCUAUAGUUUGGGAUUAGUCUUUUAUUUAUUAUUGACAGGUAAGCCUGCUUUCAAUGGAAAAAGUUAUGCUACCGUAGUCAAAUAAAAUAGGGAGGCUAAUAUUGACUUUGAAAUUAAAUCAUUGUAAAUCGUCCCUGCACCGGCAGUUGAUUUAUUAAAGUAGAUGUUAGAGAAGGAUCCAAAUAAGAGAAUAAAUACAGAAAAAUGCUUGCAUCAUCCCUUCCUAUCUGAAAUGACUAAAGCAAUGGUUGAUGCAGAAAAAGAAGAUCAAUAGCAUUUAGACGAGGUUGAUGAGGGCAAUGAAAUAAAUAAAAUUAACGAUGAGUAUUCUGAAUUUGAUGCCACUAGAAAUAUUAAUUCUCCCCUUUAAUCACCAACGCAAUCUCCAGGUCUCAUCAUGUAAAAAUAGGUUCAACAAUAAAAAUAAAUUGACUCUACCUAGGCAGUAGGAAAUGAUUCACCAUUAUUAAAAGGAAAAGUUGAUUCCAUAGAUAGUGCAUAAUCCAUUGGAACUCCUAAAAAGAAGAACAAUCAAUAUUAACCAUCACCAUAGAUCAAACCAUCUAGAUUUGCAAAAUAAGCUUAAAAUAACCCUUUGUUAAAAUAUGCAAAAAAAGACUGA